AGAGCCCUCUUAAGCCUAGCCUGACUCAGUCAAGCUCGAGACACCGUCGUGAAAGGUUCGUUCGAAUCUCUCGCAAGCGGUCACACGCACCCACCAAUCCCACAUUACCACCGCCAACACCGGCACCACCCUCGCUCGCAUUAUUUCGCAGUGUCUCGUGCAGUGUAUAUUAUCUCGCGCCGAAAUCGAUUUUUUUUGUUAAUACCUCUUCGGACAUUACAAGUCUCCAGCCAAGGAACCACCGACGGAGCCCAGGAAAAGGCAAAUCCAGAUUGUCUAAGCCCAUUUUAUAAAUUCCAGAUUCUCAAGAAUGGCUGAAGUGGGGACAAAGAAAUCCAUGAAUGUCGUAAGUAAAAAGAAUAACGAAGUGUGCAGUGUUCAUUCUAACAACAGUUUGAUUGAUUUGGAUAAUAUAAGCACGAGUAACAACCAACUAAUUUCACUCUGCGAUGACGAAGAAGACGAUGACGAGCUUAUCUUAAGCAACAACACAAAAAACGAACUAACGGCUGACGACAAAAGUCUCCAAGAGCUAAUAGAAAAUGAAUUGGCUCUCCGAAUUUGCUCUGGACUAGAUGACGAAGAAGAAGUUGAAGAAGAGGAAGAGGACUCAAUCAAUGUUCAACCAGAAAUUAAAAAAAUCGUCAUUGAACCUAGACAAGAUCCCCUUGAUGUGAAUGCAGAAUUCAUAGUGGCAGAGAUAGAUCACUACUCCCUAAUCGAGGAACCCUACGGAUAUCAAAAUGGACACAUCAUAGAAUCGAGUCCAAAAAAUCAAUUGAAUUCGAGUGUUUCACAUGAAAUGCUUGAAGAAAACUCUGAGCAAGGAACAGCUGAUUUCCCAAAUGAGGAAGUUUUACUUGAAUCAGUAUCAGAUGUGAGUCUUGAUCGAUCCUCAAAAGAAGUUACUGAAAAGGAAGUCUUCCCGGCAGAUGAAGUCAAAGAAGUACAUUUAAAUAAUUCUGAUGAUGUACUCUCGGAUGUUGUCGAUCAUUUGGAAAAUUCCAAAACAACCUUCGAUCAGUAUCUCAAUGAGCAAAAUAUACAGAAAAUAUUGAGCUUGGAAGAUCUUGAAAAUGUCCAGGAAGACAGUUUUUCAGACCUUCCGGAAGCUGACAGAAAAUUAGCUGAAUUUGGUGAUCCCUGGUCUGACUUAACAUCAGAGAAUUUGCUUCAGAGUCAUCACAUCAGCAAAUUUUCGGAUGAUUUUAACCACGUUCCGAAUCAAAGCCAGUCGAUCAAUGAUAGUCUCUCAAGCAAACAGGAAAUUAAUAGUUCAUCCCAGAGUUUUGAUGCUAAGGAUAGUAACAUCAGUUCAGAGAUUUUGGAUUCUAGUAGUGAGUUGGAUUCCAGCAGAAGUGAUUUUGAUACAAGUAGAAAUUUUGAUUCCAGUAGGAAUAAUUUGGAUUCCAGUAGAGAUCUUGAUUUGAAGGAACCCAUAUCAUGUAAAGAGGCAUUAGGAGUGGAUGAGAAAGACUGUUCUCCGAACAGAGACACUUGUGAAGGAUUUUCAGGAAGAAAAAUUGAGGUAAUUCGAGUUGGAAAAAUUAUGGAUAAUGAUGAGUGCCUUUCUGAUUCUACGAAGACUGAUCUCGAGACUUCGAUUAAUACUUCUGGGGAUGUAGAGAAUGAUAAUCCGAAGGUUUGUAAUUCCAAAAAGGUGGUGAAUGGUAUGUCCCAAUUUGGGGCGAUUAGCGUUAAUUGUACAAAGUUGAAACCUGCUCAAGAUGAUUUUGAUUCGUGGACCACUGUUGGAGAUGCGACUAUUGAAGAAAAUGAAGUAGAGAGUAGGAUUGAAGAGAACAAUGAAGUUAAAAUGGAUGGAAAUGGUUUGGUUCAAAAUUGUAGAGAGAAGGAAUAUACAAAUCCGGAACAGAGGGAAGAUGUUAAGGAGUAUAAUGUAGCUCCUCUUGCUACGGUCGAUGUUGAAAGCAGCGAGGAUUCUAGUUACGAGAUUGAUAGUGAAAAUCGUGAAGAGGUGUUAACUACUAGCACGGUAGUUACUUCAUCUUCAACUACAACAAAAACAAAGACGAAGAAGAAGAAGAUCGAGGGUACAGGUAGCGAUGCCUCGCCGAAUCACACCCCUCGAACCAAGAAAACUAAGAAAAGCAAGAAGAGUGACCUUGAAAAGGAAAAUAUUUCCGUGAAUGGUAACUUAGCAGACCCAAGCAUGCAUACGAGUUCCCGCCAAGUGUCCUCGGAGACAAAUGAAAUCUCCGACGAAGACGAUCUUUCCAACGUCAACGUUAAAUCCCUGACACAAAAUUAUGUGUCCGAGGCAAAUCGUAUCGAACUGGAAAAAUCCAGCAAGGAAGUAAUCGCUACUGGCGUCUCCAUUAAACAAUUGUGUCGCAGCUUCGGCGACAUCUCAAACAUGAGCGAUGGAGAACAAGUGCCACUCGGCAAUUCUGAACACGCGAAGACUCAAGAGAAAGCAAAAUCUAUGGGUGACUUGCGUCUGUGGGAGCAGGAGCGUUCGCAGCUCGUCAAUCGUAAACCCAUCUUCACUGGGGUUUCUGUCAAAGCUCUCAAAACGAGUUUCAACAAAUUCGACGCCCUCAGCAAGAAGUCCGUUCUUCACGUUCGGUCAGUGGAUGCGGGAAAAGUUCAACAACAGCUGAAUGCCGUGGGUCAGAACGGGGAUGCGAAUUCGAAUUGCCGCAGUUGCGGCAAGGUUGUAUUUCAAAUGGAACAGACCAAGGCCGAAGGCUUAGUUUGGCACAAAAACUGCUUCCGAUGUGUUCAAUGCAGCAAACAGCUCAGCGUCGACAAUUAUGAGAGCCACGAGAGCACACUUUACUGCAAAGCUCAUUUUAAAGAACUUUUCUUACCCAAACCGGUCGAAGAGUCGGAUCAGCCUGUGCGACCUCGAAAGCCAGAAAUGAUCAUUCGCGAGAACCAGCCGAAAGAGCUGCCACCCGAUGUGGUCAGAGCUUCUGAUAAACCAGACCUUGGAUUGGAGGAGCUUUCCACAUUGAACGUGAAAUCGCGCUUUCAGGUGUUUGAAAAAGCAUCCACUGAGACCACAAACGACAUCGAAAGGUCAUCCUCCCAAGUGGCUGUUAAAAGAUCGCCCAGCAUUCUCAGCAAAUUGGCCAAGUUCCAGGCGAAAGGUAUGGACAUUGGAGUAGCUGACGAGUCCCUUAAUGGAAUACCCUAUGAGGAAAGCAGCGAGAGCGAGGAGGAAAUUGAAGAAGAGGAGACAGAAGAACUGGAAACAGAAAUCAUCAGGGCAAAACGAGGAGCUCGAGAGCGUCCCAUUAGUUUCACAAAAAUGGACGACAUGAAGAAUCGAUGGGAAACUACGAGUCAGCAAGGCAGGCGAGAAUCACAGCGAGAAGCAAGAAAAGAAGAGAUCGCGGGAAUUCGAUCACGACUUUUUAUGGGCAAGCAAGGAAAAAUGAAAGAGUUGUAUCAGCAAGCAGUAGCAGACAGUGAACGCGUAACAAAGAUAAAUGCUGCUGAAGAAAUACAGCAUGCAACAAAUGCACGUUCAAUCAAAGAAAAGUUCGAAAAAGGAGAGCCAAUCGCAACUUCGGACGAUGAAAAUGAUGGCAAACUUAAACAAGAAAAGCCUGAUGAAGAAGUUAUAGCAGCAGGCAUAAGUCGGAAGUCCCGUUCACUCUUUUUGGAAUUGGAUGCGACAGCAGCUAAAACUGGAAGACCGGUUACGCCAGUCAAUCAUAAAAGUAACACAGAAACACCUCGAAGAGCCAGAGACGCGUUCAUGGGCCGUCAAGUUUCGGACGAUGUGGUGCGCAGUACGGACACGACUGAGGAGGUGCAGGUCGAGACCUCCGACAUCUCAAACAAAUUUAAGUUCUUUGAGACCUACAGAGAGCCUGAGAAGCGAAGAAGGCAAUUUCGCAUUACACCUCCUCGCGAUGGUCAAGAAAAGAUGAGUUCACCGGAUCGUGAAAUUUACCGGGAUCCGGAUGUCAUAAGAGCAGAUGACAAGGCCGAGGAAGUUGUCCAUUCCGACACAGCCAGGAAAAUGCUGUCGAUUUUUCGUCAAAUGGAGGAAAAUGCUACAAAGGAAGACCUACCUGAUGGACCUAAACCUUUAAAAAGAUUUACACCACCACCCGAAGAUAAAUUCGCAAAAACGACAGCCUCUGAAUCUGAAGAUGAGGAAGAUGAAGAAGCUGAAGAAUCCGAGGAUGAUAACCCAGACGAAAGGGAUCCAAAUUACGUCAGAGCUUCUGAUAAGGUAGAAGACGAAUUCCUGAAACAGGCACAAAACGCAGCAAGGGCCAAAACUUUGCGCGCGAAAUUUGAACAGUGGGAAACGACUGACGGCAAAACGACGAGCCACAAUGUUGCAGAAAUGGAAAUGGCCCAAGGUACGGGUGAUCAAUCCAGCAUCGAAUCUGCUAGUAGCUUGAGAGCACGUUUCGAGUCUCUUGGAUCACAAUCCUCAGAAAACCCUCGCACACCAAAGGUUAAGGUCAAUAGAUUUGUGCAGUAAGACCCGACGAAGAUUGUGGGAAGGGGCUUUCGACAGACGGAUGGAUAAAAAGAGGGUGAAAGACGAAGACAAAAAAGUCACUGUCAAGAGAAGAAUGCCUUUAGUGGAUAAGGAAAGGCCCAAUUCACAAACGAACGGCCAUAAUAUAUUAGUGAUUAGUGAUUAUUAUUAUUAUUAUUAUUAUUAUAUAUAAACAGUCUUUACGUUAUUAGAGAUGAUUUAAUUGUCAGCGUUACGUUAAUUGUUUAAGAAAGAUAAAUUUUAGUGUAGAGUGUAUCAUAAUAUGUCGUGUGCAAUGUAACGUUGCAUAAAUUUAACGCAUUGCUGGAUCUGUGCCUGUUUCUGUUAUGUUAAAAAUUACCAACAAAAUUCUAUUCGAUUUUAGUUCAAAAAGUCGAAAAAAGCCAAAACAGUUAAAAUGAUUUAGAAGUUUAUAGAGUCUUUAGAUUUUCAUUUGGGAUGUUCCAGUUUAAUUAUAUGUAGAAAUAUUUCAUUACAGUUGAAAAUUUUUUGGCAUUGGAAUUUUUAUUUUUGGCAAAUCAGAGUUGAAACACAUAUCGAGCUCUCGCGUAAAUCCCAAGAAAUGAAAAAGAAAUAAGAGGGGACGAUUUCAGGUAUAAUGUUUAUUUUGUCCGAUUUUGAAUCACCUAAUGAGUAAUUAUACUGAUUUAGGUAUAACAUAUUUUAUUUCUCAGUAUAUGCCAUCGAGGGAGAAAUUUUAUUUAUAAACCAAAAAAGAAAGCACUUUUUUUAUUAAAAAGUGAUUAGACUUGCGAUUAUUAUAAACAUUUAUAAAUAUUUUCAUUUUCCUGAAAAAUAAAAAUAUCCGCAUAAAAUGUAAUUGAAUUUAAAUAUUCGUUUCCCAUGACUUUGAUUAAAACGCACAACUCUCAGGGAAAUUACAGAAAGGCUUUUCAACUUGGUAAAAGUUUCAUAAUUCCGAUUAAAAGGAAUAUUUGUAAUAUUUUUCUAUAUCUUUAAAUUCGAGAAGGAAAAUAUUUGUAGUUUUUUCAGAUAUUGAAGGAUUUGAAGGAUCAUCAUAUAAACGAAUUGCCUAUAAAACUUAUAUUUCAUAAAACUGCGAUAGAUUAUAGAUGAUUGUUAAUAACUAUCGUCAAUUUUAAAAUCAGGGUCUGACAUACGAAAUACCCAAUGUCAAAUAAUUUAAGGAUUAUCUUAUCUUCUACAAUUUCUUUGCAAAAAUAAUAAAAUCUUAUUCAAAAAUAUAUAAAUCAGUGUAGUUGUCAGAGAUAUUAAGGUUUUACUUAUAAUUUUGUAGAGCACUCUGAACACAAAUAUUACUGAGAAUUUUAUUUAAUUUUCUUAAUGAGGAAUUUGAGAUUAAGAAGAUCUGUAGCAUAACUAAAGAAUAACAAUAACAAUAAAACCGAAAGAUUUUCUCAGACAUUUAGUAAUAUAUGGUUUAAUUACGUUAGAACAAGUGUCUAGUCUUCCGCGUAUUGGAUUUUACCGAAUUCUGCAGUAAGCCUUCCGAAUAUUAUAUAGAAUUUUAAUUACGACUCGACUCGUCAUAAUCUUCGAGUUAAACGCGAUGAUUCGUAUCACAGCUAUUUGCAGAUUAAACAGAAAUUGAAGAUCUUAUCUUUGCCUUAAGACAGCGUGUAUCUAAAACGUUUCAAAAGUUCGAUUAGAAAUUUUUAUCUGUAAAAGCUUAAAACGUACUUAUUACGCAAGCACAUUAAAAUCGAUUCGCAUUUAAAUUAACCUAAAACACUUCCCGGAAAAUUUGUCUAUGUUAAAAUAGUUUUAAAAAAUGGUUGAAAAUGAUUAAAGCGGAAAAAAGUGAUUUUGAUAUGUUACUCAAUUUUUGGGACUGAUAAUGAGAAAUGUGUGAGAAAUAUCAGAUUUAAAAUCCGAAUUUUGUAUUUGUAAGGACAUAUUUGUAGAGACCAUCGCAUCGAAAGCAUGUAAAUCGCCGGCAUUAUACAAUAAUAUCUAAGAUUUGUAGAGUUUGUAUCGACCUGUAAUUAACCCCUUCGUAGCCUAAAGAGUUUACGAAGAAUGUAAAAGGCCUUUUAUAAUACUCAUUUUUAUAGUGAUUAGAGAACAACGAAUAAAUAAAUAAUCCAGUCGAUCUGUAACACACAUUAAAAAACAAAUGUUGAGGAUUUGAUAUAGAAUUUUGAGCAUUGUAACAGCUAAUUUGUAAUAACGAGCUUGAGAACGAAGGGGUUAAUAAUAUAAUCUUAUAUAGUCUCAAUUUGAUAUCCUUAGUUCGUCAGUGUUUCUGUGUAAGAUAGUAAAUUAUAAUUUAAUCAUUGAGGACGAAAUAUCGAGAAUUUUAAAUUUGUUUCCCUCUUUAGUGGGGAAAAUGCAAUCAAUUUAUUUUAAUAACGGUGAUUUAAAAUACGAAUAAUUCGUUUGUUAUCGUUUUGUUGUAUCCCGUACCUAUUGUAUGAUUUAUUGCUGUGUAAUAUUCUUUAUCUCUAUCUCUUUUUGUAACAUCUCAUACGAUAUUGGAAAUUGGUGAAUAAAACGUGGACACGUCUUAUAGGCAGAA
Molecule: messenger RNA, 6992 nt
Organism: Belonocnema kinseyi
Lineage: Eukaryota; Metazoa; Arthropoda; Insecta; Hymenoptera; Cynipidae
Exons: 19
Coding region: 311-4471 (1386 amino acids)
Biological process (GO): actin filament bundle assembly
Cellular component (GO): plasma membrane; actin cytoskeleton
Molecular function (GO): actin filament binding
Source: RefSeq, a predicted model, not a curated record